UAAAGGACACCAAGCAGCUGUGAAUCGCUACGCCGCCUCAGUCAUGUUGCGUAUCAUGUAUGGGAAGUCCACGCCCACCGCCACGAAUGCACCUGAGAUCAUCGUGAUGCAUAAAAUGCUCAAGCGCUUCCUGAUGGUCAUGCGACCUGGUGCGUUCCUGGUAGAUCGCUACCCAAUCCUCAAGUACGUCCCAGGAUACACGACCGAGUUGGAGGAAUGGAGAAGAGAAGAGAGUCAGGUCUUCCAUGACCAACUCGAUCGUGUUUCGAGAGAGUUGGCGACCGGGAAGGCCGGCCCCUCAUUUGCUCGGUACCUUCUUGAGAACCAGUCCUCACACAAGCUUUCGGACGACGAAAUGGUCUAUCUUGCUGGAUCGCUCUUUGGUGUCGGUUUAGAUACGACUGCUGUGGCGAUCAUGUCUGUCGUCAUGGCUUCCGCAUGUUAUCCCAAGGCGCAGGAGAAGGUGCAAGAACAACUGGACAUCGUCGUUGGUCGUGACAGAGCUCCUACUUUCGACGACUAUAAUUCCCUUCCGCAGAUCGAGGCGUUCAUGCUAGAGUGUCUUCGCUGGAGGCCCGUGACACCCCUUGGAUUUGCUCACCUUGCCUCGGCUGAUAUAGUCUACAAAGGCAUGUGUAUCCCAGAGGGUGCUGCAGUAUUUGGGAACCAUUGGGCAAUCUCGCGCGACCCGAGCGUAUAUCCCGACCCUGAGCAGUUCGAUCCUGAGAGAUGGCUCAACAGCGAGGGCAAAAUCCGGGACGACCUCAAGUUCCCUUCAUUCGGCUUUGGACGCAGAAUCUGCCCCGGGCGGCACAUAGCGAAUCGCUCUGUCUUCAUCAAUGCCGCGCUACUCUUGUGGUCGUUCAAGAUCACGCAGGACCCGGAGAAUCCGAUUGAUCAGAUGGGCUUCGCGGAUGGGGUGGUUGCACACCCCAAACCGUUCUCUGCGCGCUUCCAGCCGCGUUUUGGGGAUGAGGGAUCAUUGAGGAACGUGAUGGCUAAGUACGGUGAGGGGUUGUAGGAUACUAUU
This is a messenger RNA of Suillus clintonianus, 1030 nucleotides long. RefSeq names its product cytochrome P450. NCBI's taxonomy places the organism in Eukaryota, Fungi, Basidiomycota, Agaricomycetes, Boletales, Suillaceae. Gene Ontology annotation, molecular function: oxidoreductase activity, acting on paired donors, with incorporation or reduction of molecular oxygen; monooxygenase activity; iron ion binding. The transcript has 7 exons. The record is from RefSeq and is a predicted model, not a curated record. The coding region runs from base 44 to 1021 and encodes 325 amino acids.